Messenger RNA from Ceratina calcarata, 1585 nucleotides. RefSeq lists its product as uncharacterized. The record is from RefSeq and is a predicted model, not a curated record. The annotation marks the transcript as partial. The transcript has 5 exons. Lineage: Eukaryota; Metazoa; Arthropoda; Insecta; Hymenoptera; Apidae.
GACGGCGUUUUGGUGGAGAACAUGCACGACGUCCCCUACGUAAGACCGCAAAAUCUCACGCCGGAUGUAGUCGCAAUGAUGACAAGAGUCUGUGUAGAAAUAAGAAAAGUAUUACCUGAAAACAUUCCCUGCGGUGUUCAGAUUUUAGCCGGAUGUAACGAGGAGGCGAUAGCCGUGGCGAAGGCGGCCGAUUUUCAGUUUGUAAGGGUGGAGGGUUUCGUGUUCUCGCACAUAGCCGACGAGGGUUUCACGGACGCCUGCGCCGGCUCUUUGCUACGGUACAGAAAGCGAAUCGACGCCGACGAUAUCCUCGUCUUCGCCGACGUUAAAAAGAAGCAUAGCUCGCACGCUCUCACUUCUGACGUUAACUUAUCGGCGACGGUUAAGGCAGCGAAAUUUUUCCUAGCUGAUGGAAUUGUACUAACAGGAACUGCCACGGGCGAGCCGACUAAUCUGAACGAGCUCAAAGAGGCGAGGAAAGCAACGGACGGACCUGUGCUCAUCGGUUCUGGUGUCACGAAAGAUAAUAUAGAGGAUUACUAUUCGUCCUCGAACGCGGUGAUCAUUGGCUCGCAUUUCAAAGUCAGCGGCAUGUGGCAAAACGAAGUUGACAGCAAACGAGUUCGGACGUUUAUGGAAAAAAUUGAAGAGCUACGAAAAUAUUCGAUGACGGAUUCGCCAGGCGUCGCGGGAGGAGAACCGCGGGAUCGAUAGGGGGUGCAUUUGGCCCCCGCGAUUCUACGGCCCUGGCAUCGCUUUAAAUGCCCCUUCCAGGGCGACGGUGUACUCCCACUGCUUCAGGUUUCUACCUCGGCUCUCGCCCCUCGGCAACGGCUUUACUGCCCAGCCAGCCAGCCAGCCAGUCGAAAUCAGCUGACGACUAUUACUGCGGGCAGUUGCUACCACGGCUCCUCAAACGCAACACUGUUCAGGCGAGUGGAUUACUCCUUUUUCUCUGUUUCUCUCUUCCUCUCUCUCUCUCUCUCUCUCUCUCUCUCUCUAUCUCUCUGUCGACGAUCACACUUGCUUUUACACACGGGGGCUUUUUCGUGGGUCGACGAAGUCGGUGUAACACCCGCCGGGGACGAUGCUUGUGAGAAGAACGCUCGGAACUGUGAGACGACGUUCCCAUCGUCGUCGUCGUCAUCCUUGCAUCUAUGCGUUUUGUCCGUACGCGAGUGAGUGAGAUGUCGAGGGUGAACCAGCCACGGUGCGCGAGGGAAAGAGAGAGAAAGUUGAGCCGAGUGCGAACGGAGCGAAGAGGGAUGUUCACCGCUGCCGCUGCUGCUGCUGCUGCUGCUGCUGCUGCUGGGCUCUCUCGUGUGUAUGCCUCCUCUGUGUACAUCUAUACAUAUGUACUAUGCGUGUGCGUGUGCGUGCGUGCGUGCGUGUCGGUGCACGCGUGGGCCAACUACGCUAUUACUGCAUCGAAGGAAAAUUACUCGAUAGCCCCACGCGUUUCUUACGGAACCGUGAGAACCGCGAAUUCGAGAUCAAGGUCGGGCCAGCCAAGUGUCGAACAGCUUUUUCGGACGCGUGACGUUCUUCGGAGAAAGAUCACGGUUACCGACCGAGCUCCUCCUCU